Molecule: messenger RNA, 1197 nt
Organism: Ostrinia furnacalis (Asian corn borer)
Lineage: Eukaryota; Metazoa; Arthropoda; Insecta; Lepidoptera; Crambidae
Exons: 1
Coding region: 103-1197 (364 amino acids)
Molecular function (GO): zinc ion binding
Source: RefSeq, a predicted model, not a curated record
UUGCUCUUGUUCCACAGGUCUGCAAGGGAAACUUACGGAGACGAUGCAAUUGGAUAUGUCCAGCUACAUCGCAAGGAUGGAAUAUGUACAGUGAAAUGUAAAAUGUGCCCUGAACAUCGCGUCAGAACAAAAUCUUACAAUGUCACGAUGGUUGUUAAUGAACAGGACAGCAAAGUGAUUAGCUGUCAGUGCCACGACUGUGCAGCUUCAGCUGGGGGAUGCAAGCAUGCUGUAGCAUUUUUAAUGUGGGUCCAUCGCCGUUCAGAAGAGCCUGCAUGUACUUCAGUUGAAUGCUACUGGAGAAAACCUACUCUGUCAAAAGUAGGUACAACGCUGAAAUACAUUACUGUGCAGCAGUUGUCAAAAAAAGAAAUCCCUCACCGACCAAGCGUAACUUCAGUUUAUGAUGGUUUUUUAGCAGAAGCCAAUAAGAGAAACAUUCACAACUGCGAGUUGCUCAAGCAUCAGAAUAAUUUUCUACAUAGUGGUGUGAUGCAAUUUUCAUUGCACUGUUUUAUUAUGAAACAGUCGCCAGAUACUAAACAGGAUGUAGAUUUAGUAAUAGAAAAGAUGAGAGACACAUUCAAUAAAGCUGCCAUAAGUGAAGUUGAAAUGGCUACAAGGAAGCAGAACAAGAGCAGCUUGUGGUAUGAAAUGAGGUAUGGCCGUAUCACUGCUUCUAGGGCACAUGAGGUGAGUGUAUGCAAAACACCUGAUGGCUCUUUAAUUGCAUCCAUAAUGGGUGCAAAAAUACCUGAUUCAGCCGCAAUGCGAAGAGGCAGAGAUUUAGAGUCCUCUGUCCGAAAGACAGUGAGUAGCAAGUUAAAGAAGAAAAUAACCACAUGUGGGCUAUUCAUAACUGAAAACUACCCUAUGAUAGCAGCAUCUCCUGACGGUAUAACAAAUGAUGCCAUUAUAGAAAUAAAAUGCCCUACCAAGGCCAAAACCAAAGAAAGUUAUUUAAAAAAUGGCAAUAUUACAAAAAAAUUCAUGGCUCAGGUGCAACUGCAAAUGUAUGCAACUGGUUAUAAGAAGUGCUUUUUUUGUGUUGCUGACAGCGAGUUCGAAGCAACAAAAAAUGUUGACAUUAUUGUAGUGCCUUAUGACAGUGCUUAUAUUAGCACUUUAUUACCAAAAUUAGUUACAUUUUGGAAAAACAAUGUCUAUCCCAUUUUGUAUGUUAACACCAGUGUAUGA